AACACACCCAAGAGAAGAGCGCUGUGCCAAUGAUGUUUCCGAAGUGUAAACAUGGCCUAUUAUUAAAUUUGAAAAAGCAGUUAUGUAAAUAUUGUAACGCAUAUGAUUUGUAUAUGUCAAAACAUACUUAUACGUUGAGAAGGCGGCAGGGCUGCCCUUAGCCUAUGUGCCUUCAAGGAAUUCCACCUUGAAGAUGGAGUGAGUAAGGAUCUGUGAAACAGCCACAAAAUGGCUUGCUUAACAUGGUGCCAUCACCUCAAAACAGGAAUAACAUCAGUUAACUAAAUUAAACUUCUUUGAAUCUGUGACAACAUGAGGAAUGAACAUGUAAACAGUAGGAUCUUGUUAAAGAUCGAAGAACUUGUGAAGCCACUGAACAAAUUACCAAAGACCUGGAAUGAUCAUAUAGCAAAGUACCUGGAUGAGUACAUGAAGUGUAUCGAGGAGCUCUCGAAAGAUGACAGUCUAGGUCUGACUGCUAUUAAUUUUGUUCAGGCAGGUCUAAUGGUUGAGCAGACCACCAAGGUGUAUGCUUUAAAUGUGGAUUACUUAUGGCAAUUCAUGAACGAAGUGUUGGAGGUGUUAAGAAUGAAUAAGUGCUCGAAGAACAGUAAAAGAAGGUCUGAAACAGCUGAGAAUUCUGAAAAUCAUGAAGAAGUUCCUAGGAGGAGGAAGAAACAAGCCAUUUUUGAAGACUUUGAAGAGAUUGUUCCUAAUGUCAUUGAUCCUGAUAUGAAAGCAGAAGGAAGAAAUGAACCCAUUAAACCACUGCCCAUCCAGUGGCAUAUUUUGACAAAAUCGGAUUGGAAGCGACGGAAAUGCAAUUAUAAAAUUUUUGAUGUGGAUGGGGAUACAGUGGUGCCAUCGGACUACAGUGUGAUGUUGCAGACUUCAAGACAAGGAAAGUUACAGACGAAUAUGCUCAAGGAAGUUAUCACUGACUACAGUCAGGCCGAUCCCACCUCAAGGGAGAAUUUAGACGAGCUGAUUCAUGUCCUGGAGCUGCUGAUACAUGAACUCGGGCACAGUACAGCAGGGUGUAGUGCAGAUGAAGAUGGUGAUGUUGAAUUUGCUGAAGAAACAGGGCUGACUCCUGAGUGUCUCCCCACAGCAGCAGCCCCAUCUGCACAUGCACCCACUGCACCAGCAGAACAUCCGACACUCUCAUCCUUGCCAGUAACUCCGCCCCCUUCUCCAGAACCAAUAGAAAGAUCAGCAUCUGAUGCUAAGACACAUGAAGGUAUCAAGAGAUCAAUGUCUGAUGCUGAGUCAGAAAAAGAAGUUUGUGCAGCCGGGCUGUCAGCAAGAAGACGAAGGGAGAAGGAACAUCUUGUGACAGUGCCAAGUGACCCAUGGGAGCCUGUUCCAUUUGAAGAGGGCAUGCAAGACAGACCUUUUAAGAGGAGGCAGACCUUCAAGCUUCCCAGUGACCUCAAGAUGCUGAAACCAGAUGAGAAAAAACGCAAGCCUGGCCACGAAGAGAAAGUGCAAUUGAUGGUGGAAUACCAUGGUACAAAAAUGCUAUGCACAUACGUGGAUCACUCCUGCUUCCCGUUGUAUCCCGACUUCAAGAAGUUUUGUCAUCGACUCAUGAAACAAAAGAAGUUGCUAAUGCGAGAUCAACCAAAACUCUGUAGUAUUUAUAAAGAUCAAGAAGAACUGUAUCGUCGCUUGUCAAGGGAGUGUGAUGAAGACUUCCUGGGUUUUGAAGAUUAUGAGCAUGAACUUGGGGAGGAAGAAGGGUUUCAUGGCUUUCCUGAUGAGGACGAAGAAGCAGAAGAGGAUGUGGACAGUGGGAAUGCUGCUGCAGACCCUGAAAGGAACAUUGUUGUCCCAUUGCCGAUGGCUGAAUCACCAGAGAACGAAGACGUUCCCUUUGAAGAUAAUGUGUUCAGUCAGACAGACAGCAUUGCAGAUACAAGCCAUGAGCAUAUGGAAGCUGACAUUGCCAGACGAGUGGCUGAAUGGGAACACUACAUUCGCCCCAAGUUGAAAGUUGCACGUGACAGAGGUCAUUUUGACAUUCAUGAGGUCGGAACAGGAAUACUGUGUUCAUUCCCUCAAAGCUCUGCAAAAGUCACAUUACAAUUUGAGCAGUUUGCUGCAAACAAACCAACAGUGGACGUCCCACGUUACUUUUUAGCCGCCCUUCAGCUUGCAAACACAUACAACAUUGAAAUCUCACAGUCAGCACCUGGAGACCUAACCAUGGACUGUAUGGAAAUGACGCUGCUCUCACCUGUAAGACACCACAAAGCCCUUGAAGACUAUGAGGCACCGUCACAGGGGGAUAAACGUAAACGCUUCGUCAGUGGAACUGGGGUUUGCGGCAGUGAUAGUGAUGGGAACAGUUCGCCCAGCAGAAGUAUAUGUAAACAUAAACGCAACAAGAGAUGAAAGCAGGACCGCACCUAACACAGUAUUUUACUCAGUGACAUUGAAGAGCUUUGGGUGUAUCAGUUCUUGAUUCAGUUAUACCGUGAAAAUUAUAGACUCUCAUUCAAUAAUCAUCAUGAAAUUUCAUACAAAUAGUACUGAGCCAAAUGACCUGUCAUGGGUAGUACCAACAUGGUGGUCAUGCACAUCCCUGAGGUGGUAAUAACAAUGGCCCUGUUUAAUGUAUGGAUAUUUAGAAAGGUAUGCAACAGUCUAUUAUGGUAAUAUCAAGGAAUGCUGAAAGUAAGAACACUGUGACACCAUAAAAUAUUUUGGUGUGAUGAACCCAAUAGCGACCUUCAGAACCCUGAGUGUCUUCCUCACUGCUGUUGUAAUGGUCUGAAGUGAGUUGGUAGAUGUUUUAGGAAACUGGGAAGGGUAUGAGAUAUGAGGUUUUUACAGUGGUAGUUAUAGGACUGUGAUCUUGUGGGACAUGCUGCUGUGUGCUCUGGUAGAUGGUUACCAAGAGGAACAUACCACUUCCAUCUUCACAGGGUGGUUCCUCGGGAAUGUUUGUAACCGUAUACCAGGCUGCAAUAUAUAUGGCCAUUUAGGGCCGAAACAUAUAGUGUAGAGG
Cryptotermes secundus is the source of this 3013-nucleotide messenger RNA. Its product is annotated as condensin-2 complex subunit H2. Gene Ontology annotation, molecular function: chromatin binding. Gene Ontology annotation, cellular component: nucleus; condensin complex. The record is from RefSeq and is a predicted model, not a curated record. Gene Ontology annotation, biological process: meiotic chromosome condensation; mitotic sister chromatid separation. The transcript is spliced from 16 exons. The coding region runs from base 313 to 2397 and encodes 694 amino acids. NCBI's taxonomy places the organism in Eukaryota, Metazoa, Arthropoda, Insecta, Blattodea, Kalotermitidae.